AUGGAAUCUAACAAAACGGCACAAGGCAAUGCAAAAGAAAAUCGACCUCGAAAGCGGAAUCCAAUGAACCUCACCGUCGACACUUCUAGAGCCACACUAGAAGCAGUACACAGUAACCUCGCUAUCGGCAAUCCCAGAUCCUUACCAGCAGGAGGACAAGAUAUCGACCCUUCCCGAUCUACACUGGAAGCGGUACAGACGCGAUUCCCGUUAUCAUCGCCUAUUACGCACGAAACCCCUAGUCCACAGGAUAGUGGCAAGACUGGAAACGUUGAGGCUAAAAUUCUGAAUGUGAAUGUUUUUGAUGGUGGUGCUGGUGCUGGUGCUGUUACCGAUCAGAAGAAAAAACCUUUGAAUUUGUCUUCGCAUUCGGCAUUGUCUAAAAGUGAGCUUGAGAGUGCUAUAUAUGCGAGAUUAUUGGAGCAGGCGAGAGAAUCUAGACACGAGAAGAGGCGGGAUAUGGCUACUACCAGUGCUGACAGAAAUGGGGCGAAGAAUGUGUUGAGGCCGCAGAGUAAGAGGAAGAGUGGUGGGAUUGUGAAGAGGUCUUAUCAACAGCAGCACCGACCGCCGGGGUUGCAGGUGUUGACUGAUUUUUCGAGGGAUGAUGAUGACGAGAAGGGCCAUUCAUUUCUGGAUUUGAGUGAUUUAAAAUCUAUCGCCAGGGCACGUGAAAAGGAACGCUCGGGAGAGGAUUACAGCUCCUCGCAAUCAUUACAAGAACCUCAAGCCAGGAUAUCUGAGUUAUCGCCAUCAGAUAGACCCAUCAUGAUUGGUUUGACAGUUCCAUACGAAUCGACACCCCGUGCAACCGCAGCAGCAACAACAGAUACGAUCGACAGCGCCUCAUCACGUACACCCGCCACCCCUUCAAUCAUGAUUACGCCCGCCCAAGAGAAUCCUCCCUGGAACAUGGAUGUGCAUAUGGAUAUGAGCACCAGUGCCGAAAUGCUACACAGACCACGCGUUGCAUCAAGCGUAUAUUCGCAACCGUCGCCGAGAAUGAUGUACGAUGAAAAUGCGCCGCCGGUACCUGCUAUCCCUGUUCUGCAUUCUGUGACUUCAUUACAUGAUAAUCUGCAUUCGCUUGGUACAGACUCCGAUGUUGAUGAGACCGCCUCAAAAGAGAAAGGAUCUUCUCGAAUGGAAGACACAAACACGAAGAAGAAUAUGAAGAAACUUCUCCAUAAAUUAAGUGUGAACACAUCGGAUGCAAACAGACCUGAUUCUCAGGGAUGGUGGACAUAUCUCCUCUCUCCAUUACUGAGUCGCUCGAAUACGGUUAGUAGUCGUCGGACAGGAUUCAGUCCAAAACAAGGGAAGUCCGCUCGUUCACCAUUAUCAGGCGUAUCGUCUCCUCCUCAACUGACCACUGCAACUGAAGGAAGGGAAGAAGAGAGUGAGCACUGGUGGGAUGAUACGAAAGAGGUCGUUGGACCAUCCGAGAAAUCUCAUUUUUCGCCUGAUACACCUGAAGAUUUAACCAGACACGCUCCCGUUGUCGGUGGUGGUGCAUGGGAUAUGCCGUUUUCAGAUACCCACACAACCAUAACCCCUCGAGCAAUACCAGACGACAAAACUGAAAAAACGCGAAGCGUCUUCCAAACCGGCAAUACAAUCGUGCCAAACUACGAGCUCCAAGGCGCCGCAGCAGAGUACUACCAAGCUAGUGCGCAUGAUUUGUACCACAGAGACGAGCCGUAUUUCGAAUGUAUCAAUCACACCUGCUCAAUGACAUCGGCGAAAAGAAGAGCUAAGAUUGAGGAGGAACAGAGACGAUUAGAGGAAGAAGCCGCUGCUGCUGCUGCUGAAAGCGAGAAGAGAGGAGGGUUGGCGGUGUUUGUGUUUGAUCCCUCCAGGGAUCCGGAUAAUCCGUUUAUUGCGUUUUUGGAGAAACGGGUUAGUGGUGCUGAUGUGAAGGAGGUUGAGGUUCGUGAUGCAGGCUCGGAGAAAGAAGGUGAAGAAGAUGGAGAGGGGAGAGAGGUCGGUGAGGAGAUGGAAAAGUCCGGAUUGAGUAAUGCGAGGCAGUUGCUAUCUUUUGAUAGUAGUGAUGAGGAGGAGGGAGAUAAGGAUCUUGCCGGGAAAGAUCAUACAGCGUCACGAAGUCUACAUGGAUCGCCUGAGAUGGUGCCCACGUCAAGAGCUGCGCCGUUGGUUUCAUCGCCUGUGCCCACUCCGUAUGAUCCGAGUGUAUCUGUGUCGCCGCCAGCUAGUUAUUCGAAGGAGAUGAAUUCGCCAGCCCCUGUGGCUGCACCUGCACCAGUCAUUUCAAUUCAAGCUCCGGUGAACCAUCUAGAACCAACUCCACCAGCUCCUGCACCAGUGCAAAUGCCAAUGAUGCCACCACCUCAACCUCGCAACUUUUCUCCAGAACCAGUACCAAUGCCGCCCAUGCCGCAACCCCAACCACGGGCAAUCUCACUCGAACCUUUUCCAAUGCCAAUGUCUCCCGCACCAGCUUCUCACCGACCUGUUCCUAUGCCAAUGCCAGCGUCGCGAUCACCGCCAGUAAAUGAGCGUGCACCUGUUGCAACGCACUCGCCGCCAGUACGUCCUCCUUCCAAUGAUACAGCUCGCGGUCGCGCAAUACCGAGUGGUUAUCAAUGGGAGCCUGUCCCGAUCCCUCGUGCAAUAUCUCCACCAAGAUCGACAAGAGCUGCUUCGUUUAUGCAACCACCAGCAGUCUUAGUGUCCCAGUCGAGAGAAGUUGAAGAGUCCACUCUCCGUCAACAGCAAGGCGUAAGGGGAGAUACCGAACCAGCGCAAACCCUUCGACCAGUACCAUCCUUCCAUCGACCAGGCCCGUUCUCUGCAUCCAGAUCGGCUACUCCAACACCUGCCUCUGGUCAACCGCAGCCCGGUUUACUUCAUACCGCCGAUGGAUCAGAAUCAGAGACUGAAUUACCACCUUAUUCUGCUGCAGAUCGUGCCAGCAGAAAUGCCCCUCGGCCUCAAACUCUUCUACCUACAUACAGUGCAAGAAGUCAAUCUGAACGAGGUGACCAACAAUCAGUUGGACCGGCGCCGGUCUCACCUGGUCUGCAACAGGCAAUGACUAGCCGUGGCGGUAUACCCAUGUCUGAUGUCGAUCAACGCGGCAUUCGGGACAUGAAUCGCAAUGGCACAAGCUCCAUAUCUCGAACAGAUGAUUCCAGAACUGUCAUCAACGUUAACCACUACUACAACAGUGAACACCCCCACAACGCACCCGAACCGCCACGUCCAGGAAAACAAUUCAUAGAAGCUGAUCUACAAGCUCGCGACAAUAAAAAAGACGAGGAACAAGAAGGAUUAGUCAAAAAAUUCGGUGAUUUCUGGCGCAAACAUUUCCCUGUAUUUGCCUGCCUCGGUCGAAGUGGUUUUGAACGGAAAAUGCACCGUCGAUGGUACGCCGCUAUCAUUGCAUUUUGCAUGCUUGUCAUUAUCCUCUCUAUCUCACUUGCUACCACUCUCACACACAAAGGUGAUACUACACCUGUUGAAUCAGGGUGGUUGAAUAUAACUGGCUUCCCACCUAUCCCUACGGGCAUCAUGACAGUUGCCGGACCAGCACCAGCCGUUGAACGGAGUAGUUGUAUUGCGCCGACGCAAGCUUGGAGUUGUGCUUUACCACCGGAACAACAAGCCACUCAGGCGGGUGGGUAUGCGCCUGAUUCUCCAAAUUUUAGGAUUGAAAUUCGGUUUCGGAAUGAUUCUUCUUUCUUUGCCAACAGUACUAGUAAUUCAACCUCGUCAAGGAGAUCGUUGGUCAUGUUUGAUCGGAAAGGUACAUGGGAUGCGUCACCAGCUGUGCCGAGAUUGGAAGAUCAAAUAUUCCUGGGAAAUACGACUGAUAAUAUCACGAUGCCGUUCCAGGGUGAAGACACGCCGUUUUAUAUUACAUUUCAGUCACCGUUUGAUGUCACCAAUACUACUGCCAAAGGGUUUAAGCGUGAUGUUGCUUCUUCUGCCACUGAAAUUGGGACUGCAGCUCCGACAACUGCUACUACUGCCACGCAUGUCAGUGCUACAGGUACGGGUACUGCUAGCAGCACUGGAACAAGUACCGGCACCAAGACACAAGCCACAAGUACAGCUACCAGUGGGCCCUCCGAUUUCAACGUGAACAGUAUCAUUCCAGCGCCUGAUCUAGCAUCAGACGGUACCGCGGCAGCAGCAACAUUGUAUCCACUACCAGUCCAACAGCCGAUCAAACUGUACAAUCGUGGUCUCCCGACCGAGCAUUACGGGUUCUUCACCUAUUUUGACAAGAGUAUAUUCCUGGCCUCGGACGCGACAAUUACAGGCGGCACGACCGACACAGACUCAAGGGAUACAAACGGCGGAAGUGCAGAGACAGAAGCAAGUGCGCGAUGUACAUGGUCACAGACACGAUUUCUAGUACAGAUAUGGACCCAACCCCAAAACUUGACACAUAUGAGUCUCACAGCUUCGUCUUCCAAUACUACAUCAGCCCCAUCACCAACCUCUUCCCCCAAAAGUCCAUCUUCUACUGCCGGCUCCUCCUCCGCAAACAACUUCACAUCCCCCGGCUCAUUCCCCUACCCCAUAACAAUCACAAUAGACCGACACGGCGGCCUCGCUACCCAAAAACUAGCAUACUGCUACGGUAUCGAACAACACACCUCCUCACCGACCUCCAACACAGUCACGGGGACAUACUACAACCUGACAAACCCGAAACUCCAAGCCGAGCAGAGAGAAUCAGGAGGCACCAUAGUUCAACCUUCACCGGAUUAUUUCGUUUUGGCAGAGGCGAUUGCGCAGGGUGUUACGGCGGAUCAAGUUGCACCUGUUGAUGGUGGGAAUGGGGGUUGUAUGUGCCAGUGGAGGAAUUGGAUUGAGAUUCAUUGAUUCAUGGGCAUUUUUCAUGGAUGAUUGGCUCUUUCAUUUGUAAUUUGCGUCUAUUUCCUUUGUUUCGCAGUGAGGAUGCAUCAUAUUGGCGUGGUGCUGAUUUUGCUUUCAGAAUUGCAUUAAUAU
Molecule: messenger RNA, 4980 nt
Organism: Talaromyces stipitatus ATCC 10500
Lineage: Eukaryota; Fungi; Ascomycota; Eurotiomycetes; Eurotiales; Trichocomaceae
Exons: 1
Coding region: 1-4854 (1617 amino acids)
Source: RefSeq, a predicted model, not a curated record